Messenger RNA from Hippocampus comes (tiger tail seahorse), 2719 nucleotides. It is a transcript of the gene cntfr, whose product is annotated as ciliary neurotrophic factor receptor. Gene Ontology annotation, cellular component: membrane. Gene Ontology annotation, molecular function: cytokine receptor activity; protein binding. Lineage: Eukaryota; Metazoa; Chordata; Actinopteri; Syngnathiformes; Syngnathidae. The coding region runs from base 288 to 1370 and encodes 360 amino acids. The record is from RefSeq and is a predicted model, not a curated record. The transcript has 11 exons.
GGUCACAUGGGGGAUAGCAGUCUGUUUAAAACAGCCUCAGCUCGCUCACUCCGAGCAGUGCAAGACACAGAGACAGAUGCACACGUUGCCUCCUUCUCUUUCACACAAGCGCUCACACACAUGCUCACGUAAGGAGACAGCAACUUUCCUCUAUCGGACUGACACAAUACACACCCCUUGCUACACUGGAGGAAGAGGAUAAGGAGUGACAGAUCAGGAAAAGCAGACAAUAAAGAGGAGGUUCCCAGGUGAAGAAGAGGAUUGUGCAGAAGUUCAUCUUCUCCAAGAUGGCAAACCUUGUGACAUCGCUAUGCUGUGUAGUUCUGGCCGCAGUGGUGGUAGCCUACGCGCAGAGACGCAGUCAGCUUGUUGCCAGGAACCAGUACGAGCGAAUGGGCAGUGAUGUCACCAUGCAAUGCGGCUCCCUGGACAAUGACGCAUCGGUGUCGUGGAAGGUGAACGGGACGGACGUGAAGGCCCAGCACCAUCUAGAAGGCCCAAGGCUGAUACUGACCCAAGUGGACCUGGGCCACAAUGGCCUCUACAGCUGCUUUCAGAACCCAAACGGAGAGAGACGUGACACCAUCAACCUCCGCAUCGGCAUUUCCCCUCGAGAGCCCAUAGUCUCCUGUCGAUCCAACACGUAUCCCAAAGGCUUCUACUGCAGCUGGCACCAGCAGCACUCAACCUACAUCCCCACUACGUUUGAAGUGGACGUUCAACAUAACCAGCGUUCACUGGAGGUGCUAAAAGAUUCCAUCCAUAAGAACCGCUGCCAUGUACGUUUUCCAGAGGUCUUCUCCAUCUUUCCGUACAAAGUCAACGUGACUGCAAUCAGCGCUUUGGGGAAAGCCUCCAGCACAAUUUCUUUUGAGGAAUCCAGUAUAGUCAAACCAGACCCCCCCGAGCGUGUGACGGCGACUCCGAUCCGUUACAAUGCACGUAGGCUGGAGGUAUCCUGGCAGAGUCCUGCGACCUGGCCCGACAUCGACAACUUCCCCUUGAAGUAUUUCCUUCGAUACCGCCCUCUCAUCAAGGAGCAGUGGCAGCAUGUGGAACUGUCUGAGAGCACUUCUCACACCAUCACCGAUGCCUAUGCUGGGAAGGAAUACAUCAUCCAGGUUGCCGCCAAAGACACAGAGAUUGGAACAUGGAGUGACUGGAGCGUCGCCGUGCAUGCCACACCUUGGAUCGAAGAACCGGUGCAGACCACCUCCACGACUGAUGUGGAGUACCUCACGCAGACGAAGACCUCACCCAUCCCUUCAUCCAACGCACCACAUAAGGCUGAACCGCCGGUGGGGAGAGCUGCUAAACUUCUCAGCUUCUUCUCACCUCUUCUGUUAGUGAUGCUGCUGCUCAUCAUGUAAUGUAAAUGUCUUAAAGUGGAAAGGGGAUGAGGAGGAGGAGGUGGAAGAAAAAGAAGAAGAAGAAGAAGAAGUAGAGGCUGGAUCUUUGUUUUCUGUUUUGCACAAGUCCCAAGGAUACAGUGCAUUGAUCAUUUCUGUCUAUCACACACUUACUCGCCAGGAUUACUUGGACAAUGCCCCCACGCAGCAGGGUCAAUUCAUGGUGACGCGCAAGUUCUUCAGAGGAGCUCUUUUUGGCCGUGUUGUCAUCUUCGCCGUCUUCAUCAGCAGCAACAGUAGAAGCAACGCUGCGAAACACUUGUCGUCUAACAGCGCCUGCUGGCUUGAAUUUGAAUUGUUUGGUUAGUAACAGUAUCGACUCGCUUCUCUGCUAUUAUUAUGAUUCUUUUUUUAUAUAUAAUGGUUUCAACCAAUUUCAUUCUGUAUGUGUGUGAAAAUACAGCGGAAUUCACACACAAACACGCAUACAUCCAAGUCCAGCAUGUGUGUGCGCAUGUGUUAGCGCCCAGCCGCUGUCCCAGUGCCCCAUACAGCUAAACCGUCAUGCCAACUCCCCAACACAAGCCGAUUUGAAACGUAAUGAAUGGUGUUUGCCUAAAAAAAAAUCCAGAAGAGGCCACAAAUAUGAUGAUGCCAUUUGAAAUCUGCGACCCCGUUUCAAAAUUCAACCAAUGCUUUGGUUCGGAUGUGAGGACGAUCACUUGCAAGUCACAAAAGUCAGACAAUUAGCUUGCAUCUGUCAAAAAGGACGAUGAUUGUAAAACAAAAAAAAAAAACAACAAAAAAUAUAUCUAUAUAUGUAAUAAAGGCUAAAGCUCCCCAACAUUUUUUUUUCUUUUUGACAAUGAUACGGCUGUUUUUUUGGAGGCAUUGAUGGCUGUAAAAUAACCCAAAUCAGUUUGCUUUCUGACGCCUUCAGAGACAUACAAAGUAGAAAAUGUCUUCUUGCAGUUUCCAGUAGCCAAGGUCAACUCUUGCUGUUAUGUUAUUCCGAUGAGUACUGAUGUGUUUUAUUGUGUUUUUUUUUUAAUAUGUAUUUUAUGGAGAAGCAACUACAAAAACACACAUAUAGGCUUUUAGUUCUUCUGUUUGGAUUUAUUGUCUUUAUUUUUUUUUAAUCCGACAUUCAUAAUGGCUUAUUUCUCUGAUCCUAUUUUGUAAACUAUGAUAUGUAACUUUAACAUUGAAGAAAAGUUUAUUAUUUAAUAAUAAUAAUAAUGAUAAUAAUACAAAAAAAUAUUAAUGUAUGUAUUAGCAGUAGAAUGUCGUUACCUGUACCUGGGGUCUUUUUUAUAGCUGUAUAUACAAUGACAGGUUUGAUCCAUUAAAUGUGACCAUUUCACAAUGAA